AUUCAAUAAUAAAACAGAUUUCUUUCUUAUUGAUUGCACGAACAGUCGGUAAGGAAUUACCGAAAUAGAGAUACAAGGAAAAGUAGGUCAAAUCCUUUCACUCGUUGGAAUUAAUUCUUCAAAGUAUUUACGAUGGCACAAAUAGAAAGUAUCACAGCUAAGCAAAACUUCACAUUUUCAGAAGAAUUAAUUCCUGCUACAAAGAUUGUUGUGUAAAAUGUUAAAGUGAAAUUGUUCAACUAUCAACUAUGCAGAUAAUUAAUAAGAGGAAGCUAUGAAAUAUUGAAAAUAUUAAUGGUCCAUUUGAUAUAAGUGGACCAUAGUUUAUAUUUUAAAUUACAGUAUUAUUUAAAAGUUUUUAUAUUAAGUACUUUCGCUGUUAUAAUAUAUUAUAUUCAAUAAUGGCUAAAAUAAAAGAUAAUACUGUCCAGAUAAUAUUUAUUUCUUUACUGCUGGACCUUUUGGCAUUUACUAUGAUAUUACCAUUGUUACCAGCUUUAUUAGACUAUUAUAAAGAAAUAGAAGAUAAUCAAGGCAUAUAUUUUAAAAUUUUGUAUUACAUACAAAACGCAAGAAAAUUUUUUGAUGCUCCUGAUAAAGUCAAUACAGUACUUUACGGUGGUUUUCUUGGUUCUAUGUAUUCUUUCCUACAAUUUUUGAGUGCUCCGAUAGUAGGAGCAUUAUCAGAUAUAUAUGGAAGGAAACCAUUGAUGAUAUUUUGUCUAACAGGUAUUGCAUUGUCUUACCUGUUAUGGGCACUUUCUUGUAAUUUUGCUAUAUUUGUAUUAGCAAGAUUUGUUGGAGGUAUUAGUAAAGGAAAUAUUAAUUUAUCAAUGGCUAUCAUUAGUGAUGUUACAUCUCCAAAAACAAGGGGAAAAGCAAUGGCACUUGUUGGCAUAGCUUUUUCUAUAGGCUUUGUAGCAGGUCCAAUGAUAGGAGCAUUUUUUUCAUGGAUUUCUAGUGAUAAUAGAAAAGGGACUUGGUACAUAAUACCUGCAGUAUUUGCUCUUUUCUUGGCAGCGAGUGACUUGUUUUUUACUGUUUGCUACUUAAAAGAAUCUUUACCGUUGAAUUGUAGAACCAGUAAUUUUGUAACUGGUGCCUCUGGAAUUCUUACUUACAUUAAUCCUAUAGAUCUAUUCCAAUUUAAUGGAGUGUCUGGACUAACUUUGCAAGACAAAAAGGAUUUAAAAACACUGGGUUGUGCAUAUUUCAUAUAUUUGUUCGUGUAUAGUGGCUUGGAAUUUACCUUAACUUUCUUAACUCAUUAUUUGUUUAAAUUUACAAGCAUGCAACAAGGAUGGAUGUUUUUGGGAAUUGGAUUAGUUAUGGCAAUUUUGCAGGGAAGUUGGGUACGAACAAUUCCACCUAAUAAAACAAAGUCUGUUGCAGGAUUGGGUUUAUGGCUGAUUAUUCCAGCAUUUAUCUGUGUAGGUUUAGCAAAUGAUAUAUUGACAUUGUCAGUUGGAGUAUUUCUGUUUGCAAUUUCAACUGCCAUGGUUGUUACAUGUAUGAUGACGCUUGUAACACGUAUUGGUCCAGAUCAUCAAAAAGGUGCAAUAACAGGUGUUUUUCGUUCUCUUGGAGCAUUAGCACGAGCUUGUGGACCUAUUGUAGCUUCUUCAGCUUUCUGGUGUAUUGGUAGUAAGGCAACAUAUCUUACCGGUGCUGUAUUUCUUGUAUUUCCACCUUUAAUUCUUCAAACUGUUAAGUCAUUUUGAAACAAAGGAAACAUAAAAGGUAUUUAUAUAAGUAUUGUAUAUUUAUAUUUGUACAGUAUUUUUACACAUUUUAUAACGUUUGUUGUUAUAACGUUUUAUAACGUUACGUAAACAUUUAAGAAAAUAUUCUUUAUACGCUUUUUGUAUCAUGUAUGGAGAGUGAAUAAUUGUACAUUUUAACAU
Bombus impatiens (common eastern bumble bee) is the source of this 1904-nucleotide messenger RNA. It is a transcript of the gene rtet, whose product is annotated as major facilitator superfamily domain-containing protein 10. The transcript is spliced from 7 exons. The record is from RefSeq and is a predicted model, not a curated record. The coding region runs from base 402 to 1721 and encodes 439 amino acids. Gene Ontology annotation, molecular function: transmembrane transporter activity. NCBI's taxonomy places the organism in Eukaryota, Metazoa, Arthropoda, Insecta, Hymenoptera, Apidae. Gene Ontology annotation, cellular component: brush border membrane. Gene Ontology annotation, biological process: transmembrane transport.